AUGCCGUGCGCGACAGCUAAUAUUCUCUUCUCGACUUUUACUCCGACCGCCCGUCAGAGAGAGAAAUCAUCACUGUUGGACUCAACGUUGGCCAAGUCCCUACCGCCGCGCAAGCAAGACGACUCCGGAGACAAAUUAAAAACGGGAUGGAAGUGGCCGAAGUCCUUAGAAACCUUAGUCUACAGGAAAGAAUGGACAUGGAGCGUGCUGCGGAGAUUACUCGAAGUCGAAGACGCCAUUAAUUGCUUGAAGCCAUGGGCCACCCUUUCCACCCUUUUCAGUCUUCUUUUAGUCUGUUUCGACAGUGAGUUAUAA
Molecule: messenger RNA, 315 nt
Organism: Trichophyton rubrum CBS 118892
Lineage: Eukaryota; Fungi; Ascomycota; Eurotiomycetes; Onygenales; Arthrodermataceae
Exons: 1
Coding region: 1-315 (104 amino acids)
Source: RefSeq, a predicted model, not a curated record